Molecule: messenger RNA, 2212 nt
Organism: Hippocampus zosterae (dwarf seahorse)
Lineage: Eukaryota; Metazoa; Chordata; Actinopteri; Syngnathiformes; Syngnathidae
Gene: pmelb
Product: premelanosome protein b
Exons: 12
Coding region: 117-1973 (618 amino acids)
Biological process (GO): melanosome organization
Cellular component (GO): melanosome
Source: RefSeq, a predicted model, not a curated record
GCGUGCGUGCGUGUGCAGGGCCUCCUUUGUCUGCUGACACCCGCUCAAACGUGAGUUUAUAAAGCCUCUUUCCCAUUGCUGGCUGCUCACUAAAGGGAUCUUUGACAAGGAGGAAGAUGAUGAAGACGUCUGCUUGGCUGCUGGUGCUGCUGGUGGCCGCCUCGCACGCUGUGGCCAAGUCCAGAAAUCGCUUCACUCGCUAUCCAUCCUGGAACACCAAGCUUUACCCAAUCUGGAAAGAUGGAGACCUCCGUUACACAGACUCCUGGAAAGGUGGAAAAGUAACAUUCAAUGUCGCCAAUGACUCGCCAACUUUGACAGGAGCCAAAGUGACCUUCACCAUAGACUUGGAAUUCCCCCACAAUCAAAAAGUUCAGGCUGAUGGAAAUGUGGUUUGGGCACAAGACUGCAUUGUUAAUGGAACCAAAUACCUGGCGUCUCAGACUGUUUUCCAAACUCAGAAGACAGACUGGGAAGCAGUUUUCCCUGAUGGGACACCAAUCAAAAAGGACAAAAAGCCCAACUAUGUGUUUGUCUGGAAGACAUGGGGUCAGUACUGGCAAGUGGCAGACGGUCCCUCUUCCACUCUGACCAUCGACUCAGCCGACAUUCCACUGGGGUCCUUCACCAUGGACAUCGUCAUCUACCACUACCGGAGCAAGGAGAAGUUCAUUCCUCUCGGUUACGCCUCCACUCAAUUUUCCAUUACCGAUCAAAUCCCAUUUUCUGUCUCCCUGGACCAAGUGGAUGACAUCCUGGCUGGUGACAUGAGCUUUGUCCUGAACAGGGCCAUUGCCUUUAGCGUCAGUCUGCAUGACCCUAGCCAGUUCCUGAGCGACGCCGACAUCACCUUUAACUGGGACUUUGGGGACGACAGCGGGGCCCUCAUUUCCAGAGAACUGACCGUCACCCACACCUACGUGAGCUCCGGCUCGUUCAAGCCCCGCGUGGUGGUCCAGGCGGUGAUUCCAGACAAGGAUUGCAACCCUCCAGUGGAUACCACAACCAAGUCCCCUGCGCUGCCCAUUGAGCAAGAAAGCUUGGCACCUGCAGUCCCCCCUCUGGAUUCCAGCAAAGCAACUGGUUUGAGGACCAACGCAAUUCAUUCGGACACAGAGGAAGACAACAGUGAGGACGAGACCUCAACCGCACAGCCCGUCCAGGAAGGCGCGCCAGCGGCCAAUAGUCCCUCCCCCACCAACUAUGAGGCACACGCCGACUCUGUCUCUAACAUUUUGAGUGAGGAGGCGACGAGCGAUACAGUGAAGGAAGGUUUAAAGCGGCCAUCGUUAAUGACAGGUCGUGCCACUGUUGUCCUCGUUGCCAAAAGGGAAACAAAGGACAAACCCACUGAGGAUGACUGUGUGACAUAUCGAUAUGGCUCCUUUUGCGCUGAAAUUCAAGUGGUUGAGGCUGUAAAGAAAGUCGAAAUUGUCGAAAUGGACAACAGCAUCAUAGCAACACCAGGAAUGAACAACAAGGCUAUUGAUCUCACUGUAACCUGCCAGGGGAGCUUCCCCAAACAGGUGUGCAGCAUGAUUCUGGAUGCAGAGUGCUUGAAGCCCAUUCACACCACAUGCAACAUGGUGGAGCCCUCCAAAGAGUGCCAGUUGGUGUUGCAUCAUUUCUUCAACAACUCCGGCGUCUACUGCAUUAACGUGUCCAUGGCCAAUGACGUCAGCUUGGCUGUCACCAGUGCCAAAGUCAACAUUGACAUGGACUCGGGGCUGUCCUCUUCCAGCAUCAUCGCCGCUGUUCUAGGUGUCAUCCUCCUUACUUUGUCUCUGGGAGUAGUGGCAUUUUCUUACAAGCGCCUGAAGUCCUACCACCAGCUGAAGCAAGACAUCAUGGGGGCCAAGGACCCUGGGGCUGUCUUGUGUCACAGUGGUUCCUCAACAACAAUGCUGUGGAAGUUGCUCAACAGGCGAGGAGUGGUCGAUCAACGCCCCCUGCUGCAGGACAGAGUAGUGUGAAUCAGGCCCCCACCAGCAUCUCGACGACGUAGCAAAUUCUCCUCACCGCUCCCUUUUUGUACUUUUUUUAAAAUGUACUUUUUUUUAACAAUAAACAAAUGUAUCAGCUUCUUGUGAAUCAAAACAUGCCACUGAAUUAUGCCAAAUUUUUGUCCUUGAUAAAGAAAUUUUGCCAAUCAAAUCAAAGUAUUGAAUCACCACUGAGUUUGUUUUUUCCAUUAAACUUUGCUUUGAGCAUU